This is a messenger RNA of Hyposmocoma kahamanoa, 835 nucleotides long. Its product is annotated as peritrophin-1-like. Gene Ontology annotation, molecular function: chitin binding. Gene Ontology annotation, cellular component: extracellular region. The transcript is spliced from 3 exons. The coding region runs from base 85 to 774 and encodes 229 amino acids. NCBI's taxonomy places the organism in Eukaryota, Metazoa, Arthropoda, Insecta, Lepidoptera, Cosmopterigidae. The record is from RefSeq and is a predicted model, not a curated record.
AGUAUUUUUCAGCAGUUCGGUUCUACUCACAGAGCAAAGAAGCCAAAUUGAGUUGGAAAGACUGUUGAGUUAUUGGAUGCCAUCAUGAUUGUGAAGCUACUUAUAUUACUGCCGCUAGUGGUGACCAUCCAAGCCAGGCAUCAAGAAGAUGACUACAGUGGUCCGUUCCUACCUAAUGGCUGUCCAACCGAUUUCGAGGUCCAUUGGCUCCUACGACACGAUACCGAAUGCAGUAAAUUCUACUAUUGUAAUUUCGGAGAGAGGGUAGAAAGGGACUGUUCCGAUGGUACUGUAUUUAACUACUGGGCCAACCCUGGACCGGUUUGCGACUGGCCCAGAAACGUGGAUUGCGAUGCUCUUUACCCACCACCAACCGAAGACUCACCAGCACCAACCGACGGCACAACUACAUCACCAGACACAUGCCCACCCACAGGUACAUGCCCACCACCACCUGACUGCGAUCAUGACUGCGAAAGUGACUGCGUUAAACCAUGGCCUCACGCAACCGAUUGCGAUAAACUCUGGAUAUGCAAAGAUGGCGUGGCUACCGUAGUUACUUGCUCUGAAGGUCUUCACUUCAAUGCUGAGACUGGCACGUGUGAUUUCAUUUGUAACGCCGGCUGUGUAAGGAGACAUCCACAAACUACGUCUCAUUGGCAUGGUGUUCAGUUCUUCAUGCCCUGGGAAGCGGUUGACGAGGAACUGAGAAAUACUCACCACAUCCGAGACGAAUCGACGACAAAGAAAAUUAAUUCUCUGUUAAGACGUUAAAAGAAAAAAAAACUGAUUUUGUAACUUCGUAAAUAAAUACUUCAAAGAAUCAAUUUUACGA